CGCAGGUGCCCUUGCUUCCGCGGGGCUCCCCAAAAAGCCCAGCGUUGCUCUCAUCAGCGACUAUGCUGAUGCUGCACCUGCUGCUGCUCCCGCAGCAGCAGCAGCAGCAGGCGUUUCUAGAGGAAAGGCGGCCAGCCAACGCGAUAGAGCAGCAGCAGCAGCAGCAGGAACAGGAGCAGGAGCAGCAGGAACGGAAGCAGCAACAGCAGCAACAGCAGGAGCCAAGGGGAGGGCGGAUAGAGUGAAGGAGGCGCUUAAAUCUGCAUCGGCAGCAGCAGCAACAGGCGAGGGGGAAGACAGCGACGAGGAGUCAGAGUCUUCUUGGGAGGCAGCAGAAGGAGACGGCUCUUUGGGUGUAUCUGCAGCUCCUCGCUGCAGGGCCCCUGUGGCUUGUACAGCAGCAGCAAUAAAAGAAAUGGAGGACCUUGAAGCAGCAACACGAGAACAUGUUGCUGCCCUCUACUCGAAAGAAAGAGAGGGGCCCCCAGGGGGCCCCCAGGAGCCUGCUGCUGCACCACCGUCUCUUCCUUUAGUGCAGGCAGCACUAGAGAAGGACUCAAACCAGAGCAGCACCAGCAGCAGCAGCAGCAGCAACAGCAGCAACAGCAGUAGAGUACCUGUGCAUGUCGCUGUGACUACAGAGGAUUACUUUGGGCCGCCUUCUGCAGCAGCAGCAGCUGCUGCUGCUGCGGCUGCUGCUGCUGCUGCAUAUUCAAACCCGCAUUAUUUCUUCGGUUCUCCUUCAUUUGACUCGCUGAGCAACAGCGAAGAAGACAGCUGGCCGCUGCCUUUUGCAUUAUUUGAUGAGUCAGGGGGGGCCCCCUUGGGGGCCCCCUUGGGGGGCCCCUGGGGGCCCCUCUUGCAGCAGCGGGGGCGCAUUGAGGACCCUGAGACCGGCGUUGUGCUGCAGAUAUCAUGGGGCCCCCUGCUGCAGCUUGAGAUAGAAGAAGCGCAUUUAACUCUAUCACAGGGGCCUCACUUCUCUGAUGGUGUGCAGCCGCCUUUAGGUUUAAGGCCUGACUUGCUGCGUUUCUGCUGCAGCAAGACGAGCGCUAUCCUUGCAUGCACCAGCAGCAGCAGCAGCAACAGCAGCAGCAGCAGCAGCGGGGGAGGGUUAAGGAGGUUUUUCGGGGUGCGUGUGGGGGACUUAAGUAUAGAAGACUUAGUUGAGGGCUCUUCGUUUGGUUUGCUGCUGCGCUAUCAUGAAGAUGAAAUCACAAGGCCGAGGCCCUCUACUUCUUGCAUGCUUAAGCUGCUAGCAACGGAGUACUGGCUGCCUCCCCCUCCCCAGCAGCAGCAGCAGCAGCGCCAGCAGCAGCAGCAGCAGCAGCAGCAGCAGCUGGAGUACGACGUAGACCUCACUGUGCUGCCCUUUGCGGUGUCUCUCCACCAAUGUACAGUGGAUGCUGUAGGGGCCUUCUGGGAGCAGACUCUGUUAGCAGGUGCAGUAGAGCUGCAGCCUUCUCUGGUGCUGCUUGAGGAAGGGGUGCCUCCUGCUUCUGCUGCUGCUGCUACUGGCUGCAGCAGAAGGGCCCCCCAAUCACCAAGGGGCCCCCUUGGGGGGGGCCCCCUCAGCGGAAACAGCGGGGCCUCUCCUUCUACCUUUUUCUCGCGUCAUCAUGAUCGCCACUUAUAUCAUCAAUAUCAACAUGUACACAAGCAGCACUCCAAGCAGCAGCAGCAACAGCAGCAGCAGCAGCAGUUGCUGCUGCAGCGACAGCGGCAACAGCAGAGGCAAUCUAGGAAGUGGAGAGGGGCCCCAUCAAACUAUGCAUGCGAGCCUCCUGUCGCAGCAGCACUACCAUUUGAAUAUGCUGUACACCUAGGGGGGCCCCCUGCAGAGGAGGGGAGGCUCCUGGGGGGGCCCUUUGUGGGGGGGUUACCCCUGGGGGGCCCCCUACGGAGUUGUUUUUCAGGUCUUUUCGGGUUUGAGGGCAUUGAGAUGGCGGUGCCGGCGCAAGUGCUCUGUGAUGUUUCUUCGGUAGAGUGUCUCUUCAGCAGACUCGCUACACAUUGGCUAGCCUGCCUCAGCAGGUACACCUCAGCAGCAGCAGCAGCAGCAGCAGCAGCAGUAGCAGUAGCAGAAGCAGCAGCAGCAGCAGCAGCAGCAGCAGUAGCAGUAGCAGAAGCAGCAGCAGCAGCAGCAUUACUGCUGCCGGCUGUAAUGCUGCGGUGUAUCAACAGCGUGCCUCCCCUCAGCUGUCUCCUUAAGGGGGGUAGAAAGCUGAGGGGUUUGCUGCAGCGUAUAUUUAAGAGACGGCGAGGAUGGGCGAGGAGGCCCCGCGGGGGGGCCCCCGGGGGGCCCCCCGGCCAGCGUGCUGCUGCUGCAGUGCAGCAGCUGUUCUCUUCUCUUGAUGCGCCAGGGCUCGCGCUGCUGCUGCUGCGGAAUGCUGCUGCUGCUGCAGCAAAUGCUGGAUUUGAGGGCCUGUGGGUUGUGCUGUCUCUUUUGGGGGGGGGCAGUCAGCCGUGUCUCUCUGAAAGGGCCUUACGUGGGGUGCACACUCUGCUGUAUUUGCUGGACCGUGCCUAUACACCUGGGAGCUGCCCCCCAUAUCCUUCUGCUACUUUCCGCGCACGCAGCAGCAGGUGCAGCGACGUGCUGCUGCUGCUGCAGCAGCAGCAGCCAAGCAGCAGCAGCAGCAGCAGCAGACGCCGGCCCAACACUAGCACUCAGGGCAGCAGACGGCUGCUGCAGAGAACACCGACUUCGCAUGCAUCUUACGAGGCUUCUUCAGCAGACGGGGGUUGCAGUUGGGGUGGCGGCCGCGAGAACGAAGGCAGCAACGAAUGGGCUGUCGUGCACCUGGGCGCAGAAGGAUUCUAUGAGCCUGAAGGCGUAGCGGCAGGCUUAGGAGAUGCAUGCCGCUGUGUGUCUCGAGGGUUUGUCUCUGCUCGCGAUGUUUGUUUGCGUCUGUACACCGCAAACUCUGGCGGUAUCGAAGUGCUGCAAAUAGCGAGCCGUUUGUUUCCUUCAAUUAUACUGAGGCCCCUCUUGGGUCUCUCAGAGGGAUGCACAAGGGCUGUUCAGGGGGCCCGCAACCAACUGCGCCCGGCGGCGCGAGCGGAGUGGUUGGCUGGGGCGCGGCGCCCGCGGGUGGACAUUGGGCAGAUAUGUUCUGAUGAAGAUGAUGAUAUGCUUAUUGCUUAA
This is a messenger RNA of Eimeria acervulina, 3148 nucleotides long. RefSeq lists its product as hypothetical. The record is from RefSeq and is a predicted model, not a curated record. The annotation marks the transcript as partial. The transcript is spliced from 8 exons. NCBI's taxonomy places the organism in Eukaryota, Apicomplexa, Conoidasida, Eucoccidiorida, Eimeriidae.